Messenger RNA from Eruca vesicaria subsp. sativa (arugula), 1435 nucleotides. The record is from the annotation of a GenBank genome assembly. NCBI's taxonomy places the organism in Eukaryota, Viridiplantae, Streptophyta, Magnoliopsida, Brassicales, Brassicaceae.
GAGGAAGCAAUGAGAAGUGGCGUUCUCUCUUCAAUCUCUUCUUCGUCCCAAUCUUCUGUCUUUUUCAAAUAUACUCACACCUCUCUCUCUCUCUCUAUAUAUAUAUAUAUAUAUAAUCCCUCCUUCCUCAGACAUUACUACACAGCUAAAGCCACAACCGUAAGCCUCUUCAAUCUAUCCAACCGGUUUGGUCAUUUCUGUUUCUUUUCCUAAAUCAGUGAGAUCGGUCGAUAAAGAUUUGGUUAGUGAUUGAAUGGUGAGAAAGCAAGAGGCGGAGACGAGGAAGGGAAUGCGUCUUGGGAAAUACGAGCUCGGGAGGACACUCGGCGAGGGUAAUUUCGGUAAAGUCAAAUUCGCUAAAGACACCGUCUCCGGUCAACCGGUAGCCGUUAAAAUAAUAGACAAGUCUCGUAUUGCCCAUCUCAACUUCUCAUUGCAGAUAAAAAGAGAGAUACGGACGCUGAAAAUGCUGAAACAUCCCAACAUUGUCAGAUUACAUGAGGUUUUGGCUAGCAAAACGAAGAUUUAUAUGGUCAUGGAAUGUGUUAUGGGAGGAGAAUUAUUCGACAGAAUUGUUUCCAAAGGAAAGUUAUCAGAAACCGAAGGAAGAAAAAUGUUUCAGCAACUCAUCGAUGGAAUCAGCUACUGUCACAGCAAAGGUGUUUUCCACAGGGAUCUCAAGCUAGAGAAUGUUCUUCUUGAUGCAAAAGGACAUAUCAAGAUCACUGAUUUUGGCCUCAGUGCUCUCCCUCAGCAUUUUAGGGAUGAUGGAUUGCUACAUACAACCUGUGGAAGUCCUAACUACGUUGCGCCUGAGGUGUUAGCCAACAAAGGCUAUGAUGGUGCAGCAUCUGAUAUAUGGUCGUGUGGUGUAAUCUUGAUCACAGUCACAGGUAUUAAAGCUAGUGAAUGGUUCAAGCAAGACUACACUCCUUCAGUUGAAGAUGAUGAUGAUGACGAAGAAGAAGUUGACGACACAGAUGAUGAUUCUUUGUCAAUCCAAGAACUCGGAUCUGAAGAAGGGAAGGGGAGUGAUUCACCGACUAUCAUUAAUGCGUUUCAGUUAAUCGGAAUGUCUUCCUUUCUUGACCUGUCUGGUUUCUUUGAACAAGAGGAUGUAUCAGAGAGGAGAAUAAGAUUCACUUCAAAUAUCUCAGCAAAAGAUUUACUGGAGAAAAUUGAAACCGCAGUUACAGAAAUGGGAUUCAGUGUACAAAAGAAACAUGCAAAGUUAAAAAUAAAGCAAGAAGAACCGAACCAGAAAGGACAAGUUGGUUUAUUAGUAACAGCUGAGGUUUUCGAGAUAAAGCCGUCACUGAACGUGGUUGAGCUGAGAAAAUCUUAUGGAGAUUCAUGUUUGUAUAGACAGUUGUACGAGAGACUAUUAAAAGACGUGGGCACUACCUCGCCGGACCAAGAGCUAGUAACAUCAUAG